This is a messenger RNA of Yamadazyma jaroonii, 1950 nucleotides long. The record is from the annotation of a GenBank genome assembly. NCBI's taxonomy places the organism in Eukaryota, Fungi, Ascomycota, Pichiomycetes, Serinales, Debaryomycetaceae.
AUGUCUGACGUAGUUGGACUUGAAGAAAUGCUAGAAGAUUACAUUCCAGGGAUGGAAACAGAAAUAGAUGUUGGAGAAUUAAACCAUAUAGAAGAGGAAAUGGAUGAGAGUAUCGAUGAAAUAGGUGAUUUGGCAGAAGAUUCCGGGGAAACUGAGGUCAUUGCACAACAAGGAGAUAUUUCACAAUUGGAAGAAGUACCACUGAAAAGUGAAGAUGAUUUAUCAGUACAGCCAGAAUCAGAUACUUUUGAAGAAGAAGAGUCUGUGAUAGAAACUUUUAUAGAAUCCAAACCUACUAUGAGCAAAUCUUCCAGCCAACAAGAUUGGGUAUCUAUGGACAUAUCCAAAUUUGGAAAAUCUUUCUAUAAUGGUGAAGAGAAUCCACUCAAUGAACAAAUCAAACGUUUGAAGUUAAAGAGUCUUAAUCAAUUCCUCCAUAACCAUCAAACUGAAGAAAUUAUUGAAUAUUCUCGGUCAACUGAUGGUCUUAUCAAUAAUGAUGUGAGAAGAAAGAUAUGGCCCAUUUUACUUCGAAUGGAACAAAACAUCGACUUUGAAGCCACUUUCAUUGAUGAUUUAUCAUUACAUGAUAAGGAAUGCCACAAAGAUGAAGAUCAAAUCAAAUUGGAUAUAAAAAGAUCUUUUACUCAUUGGACUUUAGAUUCUGACGACAUUGAAAUUCUCAAGAAACAACUUCAUUUCUUAGUGACAAAGUUCUUCCGAAAAUAUCCUUCAUUGAAUUAUUACCAAGGAUUCCAUGAUAUUGCUAGUAUUGUGUUGUUGGUGUGUUAUACAAAAGAACAGAAGACUGUAGAUGAACUUUUAGCUUUCAAGAUAUUGGAAUGUCUCACUUUGAAUCAUCUUCGAGACUUUCUUAUCAGCGACAUUCACUUAUCAUUGCAACACCUUAAAUUAAUACCAACAUUAUUGGAGAUAAUCGAUCAUAAAUUCUUCAAGGUUCUUAAGAAAGUCAAUAAUUUCUAUGUAACGUCAGACGGAGCUUAUUAUGACUACAGUUUCCAUCAAGGAUUAUCAUCAAUUUUGACCAUGUUCAGUCAUGAUAUUGAUGAUUUGAAUCAAUUAUUAAUCAUUUGGGAUUUCAUUCUCAGUUAUAACACUUCCAUCAUCACCAUCUAUAUCUAUGUAUCAUUCCUUCAAUUCAAACGAAACGACAUUUUCGAAAAAUUGGGCUUACACGAAGAUGAUAAAUCCGAUGCUAUAGAUGAAAUAGAUAAGGAUUUAUUACAUAAUCUUUUAAGUGCUAAUAAUCUUUUCAAAGAUCUUACUGAUAACGGAUUAAUAAAGAUAUUGAACAAUGCUAAAUAUUAUUAUGAGAACUAUCCUAUUAACAAUUUAAGUAACUCGACAUUUACUUAUGAUUUAUGGUUUAAAGAGUACAAUUAUCAUUCAGUUUUACUUACAACAUCAACCUCACCCUUUGAAGUACCACGGAAUUUAGAUCUUAUCGAUAACCCCGAUAAAGUUGAUGAUGUGGUUAAAUGUCAAGAUGAUGAAAUGGGGAAAUUACAAUUAUAUAACUUGACUUUGGAGAAUAAAGUAUUUGAAAUAGAUUCAGAUUAUACCAACUCAUUAUCAGGAUCAUUAUCUUCAUCAGUAUCAUCAUUACAAAGUUCGACUACCACGUUGAAUUCCAAGAUUCUUAAAACAUCAUCUAUUUAUUUCAAGAAACUUUUCAAAUCCGAUAACGAUGAACCUCACCCUCAUGUAUUUAAAUUGUCUAUGAUUUAUAAAAUUAGUUUGACUGUGGGAUUUUUAAGUGUACUACUUCACCUUCUUUUAUCCAAACAUAAUUCCUCCAUUUUACAAUAUUCAAACAGGUUUUUGAAUGAAGGAGUGAGUUAUUUCAGGAAUAAUGGCUUUAAUAUCGGUCUAGGUAAUAUCAGAAGCUCUAUCUACGGGUGGAUGAGCAAAUCUGUUAUUGGAAUUUAA